AUGUCCGGACCGAGUUCCAUUCAUUCCGGAGUCGCUAAAUCUAUAGCAUACCGAUCUCUCAACACCAUUGAAUCAUUCGAACUUUCCAUGGUCAUCCCCUUCGACGAGCUCAACGCCAUCCCUGAAAUAUUCACGGAACUCGAGGCCCUCUCAGACGCGCCUAACCUACGAGAAAUUUCCAUCUCUCUCAACCUCCAGCCUCAGCAUCGCUUCCCCCCAGGGGUUUUAUUUGCGCUCGAUAAGCUACUUACUGGACCCGGGUUCCGACAACUUGACAGAGUUGAAUUUCAUGUCAGCACCUACGGGCCAGAGGGCCACCAGUUUCGAGAAGCGAUGGAGAAGAUUUUUGAGGAAGAAUUUCUAGGUCUUUCUCAAAGUCCGCUCCGGAAUUUUAGGAAUUCCGUGACCAUCCAAGGAUCCGGAUUGGGGUUGGCAGGCGGUGAUUUCGACGGCGACAAUGUUUUUGUUUAUAUGUAUGACGAUUUAGAAUAG
Laccaria bicolor S238N-H82 is the source of this 492-nucleotide messenger RNA. RefSeq lists its product as uncharacterized. The record is from RefSeq and is a predicted model, not a curated record. The transcript is spliced from 2 exons. Lineage: Eukaryota; Fungi; Basidiomycota; Agaricomycetes; Agaricales; Hydnangiaceae. The coding region runs from base 1 to 492 and encodes 163 amino acids.